This is a messenger RNA of Nelumbo nucifera (sacred lotus), 2777 nucleotides long. Its product is annotated as MAC/Perforin domain-containing protein. Gene Ontology annotation, cellular component: plasma membrane. Gene Ontology annotation, biological process: plant-type hypersensitive response; regulation of salicylic acid mediated signaling pathway. The record is from RefSeq and is a predicted model, not a curated record. NCBI's taxonomy places the organism in Eukaryota, Viridiplantae, Streptophyta, Magnoliopsida, Proteales, Nelumbonaceae.
CAUUUGUUUUGUGUCUUCGUUUUUUCCUUCACACGUCGCAGACUCCCAAUUAAUAUUACAUCAAGUCCAACCCUCAAACCAAACCAAAAAAGGGUUUGUGUAGUCGAGUAGCCAUCAAUAAAGUCGCCAAACCAGAGUAAUAGAUGAAACAAUUUUACAAUCCUCAAUUAGAACAGUCCGGUUCUACCAAACGAACAAAAGAAGUUAGAAGUCAGUCCGUUUCAGGAAAUCUAGGUUUUUGAGGUAUUUGGUUCUGAAAUCGGCUUAUAACAGGGCUUUGGCUGCGGUGCACCAGUUUGGGGAUGUUCUGGAAAGCUGGGAGUUUCUUCGCACGACCUUGAAAACGUUACAGAAAUUAGGGUUUCUAGCUGUGCUUGAUUUUUAUUUUUGUUGGGUUCUGUUGAUGAUUUGGAGUAACAGCUUGUUAAUUAGGUGUGGAGUUACUGGGUUUUCUGUUCAAAGGGAGUUAAAGAGGAAUGAUUGAGUGAUGGCUCCUAAAGGAACUACACCGCAGAAAGCUGCCGAGGUUGCGAUUCAGUCAAUUGGGCUGGGAUAUGAUGUUUCUGAGGAUCUGAGGCUCAAGUACUGUAAGAGGGAUUCGUCUGGUUCACGGUUAAUUGAGUUUGAUGAAGAUCAGGUUCAGGAAAUUGUUCUACCUGGUGGUAUCAAAGUUCCAAAUGUGCCUAAGUGGAUCAAAUGCGAUAAAGGGGAACGGAUGCGUUUCAGGUCCGAUGUGCUCUCGUUUCAGCAGAUGGCGGAGCAAUUUAACCAGGAAAUAUCUUUGUCUGGAAAAAUCCCCUCAGGCGUUUUCAAUUCAAUGUUUGAUUUUUCGGGUUGCUGGCAGAAAGAUGCAGUCAACACUAAAACCCUUGCUUUUGAUGGUUGGUUCAUUUCACUAUAUACCAUUGCAUUGGCAAAAUCUCAGAUAAUACUGCGAGAUCAUGUGAAACAAGCUGUCCCAUCAUCAUGGGAUCCUGCUGCAUUGGCGAAGUUUAUUGGAAGGUUUGGUACCCAUGUUAUUGUUGGUGUAAAGAUGGGGGGAAAAGAUGUAAUAUAUUUGAAACAACAGCAUUCAUCGAAUCUUCAACCUGCUGAAGUACAAAAAAGGUUAAAAGAGAUGGCAGAUAAAAGAUUUCUAGACAUGAAUGGGCAGUAUGAGAUGAACCCUGAAGAAGCUUAUGAGAAGGAGAAGUUUGAGAUUAGGGAGCAGCGGCUAAGGUUUGCAGAGACCAACAUCUCAAGUUCUUGCUCGCAUAAGGAGGAUAUUACAUUCAUUUACAAGAGGAGAGGGGGAACUGAUGAUAUAGCCCUAUCUCAUAAUUUGUGGUUAAACACAGUCCAGCAACAUCCUGAUGUGAUUUCAAUGUCUUUUAUCCCCAUCACAUCCCUUUUGAAUGGAGUCCCUGGGAGUGGAUUCUUGAGCCAUGCCGUCAAUCUUUAUUUACGAUAUAAACCCCACAUUGAAGAGCUUCAUCAGUUUUUGGAAUUUCAACUACCGAGGCCAUGGGCACCGGUAUUCAGUGAUCUUCCUCUUGGUCCACAACGUAGGCAGCAGUGCACUGCAACUCUGCAGUUCAGUUUUAUGGGUCCCAAGCUUUAUGUUAAUACCAGUGCGGUAGAUGUUGGUAAGCGGCCAGUGACUGGCCUUCGGCUAUAUUUAGAAGGGAAGAGAAGCAACUGCUUGGCGAUUCACUUGCAACACCUCUCCUCCCUGCCCAAAGUCUUCCAACUACAUGAUGAUCCAAUGAGAAACUUUGCCCGUGAGUCUUAUGACCGGAAGUAUUAUGAGAAAGUUCAGUGGAAGAACUUCUCUCAUGUUUGCACUGCUCCGGUGGAGUCAGACGAGGAUCUUUCAAUUGUCACUGGGGCCCAGUUCCAAGUUGGAGAUUAUGGUCUAAAGAAAGUGCUAUUCUUGCGUCUCCGCUUCUCAACGGUUUCAGGUGCCACUUUGGUCAAGAAGCCUGAAUGGGAUGGCUCUCAUCGCCUUGGUCAAAAAUCUGGACUCAUAUCAUCUUUGAUCAGUUCUCACUUCUCGGCAGUACAGAAACCGCCUCCACGUCCAGCUGAUGUGAACAUCAAUUCAGCUGUGUACCCUGGUGGUCCACCAGUUCCUGUUCAGGCCCUCAAGUUGUUAAAGUUUGUUGACACGACAGAGAUGACAAGGGGACCACAGGAUCCCCCUGGAUACUGGGUCGUCUCUGGUGCAAGGCUUCUUGUUGAGAAGGGAAAAAUUUCUCUAAAAGUAAAGUAUUCCCUCUUGACUGUUGUACCUGAUGAUGAGGUACUAUAAUAUUAGUUUGCAAGCAUAAAAUGGCAUGAGGCAGCUAGAGUGCAAAAACAAAAGGAAAAGCAAAAAAUUGAAGUCUAGAGCAUAAACACGAAGAAAAAUUUGUCUUGUAUAAAUUCUUGGCCCGACCUUUGUUCUAGCCAACUGGUCAAUGAGAAUUAUGUAGGAUUGUAGGGUACUUGAAGUAGGAGCCAUUGUUUGUACAAUGGUAAGAAUCUUGGGAUGACAAGUUUGAGAAUGUGGGUUUGAGUUUGUCGGCUGCUUUGUGCAAAACAUGCUGAAGGUUAGGAGGUCCCUUUAUGGUCAUCUCCCAAGACCACGGAACAGGCACCACAUUGGAAUGGAAGAGCAGUGGUGGCUAUUGUGAUGGUUGUACUAUAGUACUUUCUUUUGUUUAUUCAACGCUUUAUUUGUAUUUUUCCAUGAUUAUUCAUUGAACGUUUGUUGUGGGCUUGUAGCUAUAGUUGGAAAAUUUGGCGUUGGCUUUGCA